This is a messenger RNA of Seriola dumerili (greater amberjack), 2845 nucleotides long. RefSeq names its product putative cation exchanger C521.04c. Gene Ontology annotation, molecular function: calcium:proton antiporter activity. Gene Ontology annotation, cellular component: membrane; endomembrane system. The record is from RefSeq and is a predicted model, not a curated record. The transcript has 20 exons. Lineage: Eukaryota; Metazoa; Chordata; Actinopteri; Carangiformes; Carangidae. Gene Ontology annotation, biological process: calcium ion transmembrane transport; intracellular calcium ion homeostasis. Bases 15 to 2318 code for a protein of 767 amino acids.
GGCAACGGGCGGACAUGUCUCUAUCAUCCACACAGAGCUCCAGCACGAGCAGCCGGAGGAGGAGGCCGCCUGAGCAUACGCAAGAUCCUUCAUGGGAGCAUGAUCCUCAGGCAGAUUACAAUCAUGAACCGAUCCUUGACCGAGGUGAACGACUUAAUUCAGCAGACACAUGCAGUCCGCCAACACAUCAAUCCAUAUGUCCCACACUUUGCACAACAAAGUGCAUACCUACACACACGUGUUCGAGCCAUAAUGCUUGUGAUGACAGCUGGGAGGAGAUUCAAAGCAAGAGAACCAUCAGAGCAGAGAACGAAGUGGAAGCCAACAAAGUGGUCAACAACUACAGGUUUGGUUUCAGAAAAUGGAAGAGCCAUGUGACAGAGCGUCCGUUUGAAGACAGGUCAGAGGUUGUGAAAGAGCUCUACUCUGAACUGAAUGUCAUUAAGCCACAUUCAGGUCCAGGUCAUCUCAUCACAUGUGGAAAUGUAGCAUAUGUGUUUCUCUUUGGCUGGUGGGUGUCCCUGGUGUAUUUCCUGGUCAGCAUACUUAUGCUCAUCACUAUCACUGGUGUACCGUACGGCAAGCUUUGCUGGAAGUUGUCUUGCUACUUCCUGUGGCCAUUCGGCAAGUCAAUCCACGAGAUCGGAAACACAUUGAGGAGAUGUUGUGAGCAAGCACCAGACUGUGAGUGCAACAUAGAUGGGGUGGACGAUAACUCACCAGUUCUGCUGCCUUCACCCACAGAGGUGCCAAUUGAAGAGUUGCCAAGACGACCUGCGCACACUCCCUUCUGGCAUCGUUUAUCCACCUACAUGUGGCUGCUACUGGGAUACCCUCCUCUGGUGGUCAUUCAUUCCCUGGCCUGCUUCUUCUCCUGGAUCCUGGUCUUCACCAUCCCUGUUUCCAAGAUGAACGCACGGACCAUGGCCGUCAUUCUUCUCUUGCCUCCUGAGGAUGUUUCUGUUUCCUCCUGCUCACAGAGGAAGCAUCAAGGCUAUGAGACCAGAGCGCUGCUGUGCUGCUACCAUGCUGUAAACUGGUACUACUACAAGUACACCGUUGAUGGGAUCAAUGUGUUCGCUGUUAACCUCCUCCCUCUAGUAAUAGUUGCCAUAGUAAUUGGAUAUAUUGAUAGAGAAAAUCACUAUGCCAGCUCUGAUGUCAAGUUCGCCAUAGCAACAGGCUCCAUCAUACCUCUGUCUUAUUACAUUGGUAUGGGCAUUGCCAGUAUCUCAGCCCAGAGUAACUUUGCUGUGGGGGCAGUGGUGAACGCUACCUUCGGCUCCAUCACAGAAUUGACCUUCUACAUCACAGCCUUGAUCAGAGGUCACCACGCAGCCAACCCUUGUCUGCAGGAGAUUGUUAAAGCAGCGCUGACUGGCACGCUGCUCGGAUGCAUCCUCUUCAUUCCUGGCAUCUGCAUGAUAAUCGGCGGGCUGAGACACAGUGAGCAAAGAUUCAACAGUCGCUCUACAGGAGUGAGCUCUGCUUUGCUUUUCAUCUCUGUAGGAGGUGUAUUUGCCCCAACGUUGUUCUCCAAGGCCUAUGGGAACCUAGUGUGUGAGGCCUGCACCAACUCCACUGGAGGAAACAGCACGAGCAACAGCAGCGGACCGUUUGUCUGCCACAACUGCCACUACGAUCUGAACAAUGGCACACUCUUCCACAGCCAUGUCGAGCCGUUGGUGUACACAGUGUCCACCCUCCUGCCAGUUGCCUACAUCAUUGGUCUGAUAUUCACACUGAAGACACACUCCCACAUUUACAACAUCCAUGUUGAAGAAGGACAGGGUAUGAAUCAUUCUGGUGGUCACAUGACUGGCCACCAUGGUGCAGUGGUCCACUGGUCACGGUGGAGGUCUCUGGUCAUCCUCAUCAUGGCCACUGUGCUCACGUCCGCCUGUGCUGAUCUUGUCACCGAGCACAUCCAGCCCAUACUAAACCAACCCAGCAUCUCUCAGUAUUUCAUUGGGGUGACAGUUCUUGCUAUGGUUCCUGAGAUCCCAGAGAUUGUUAAUGGGAUCCAGUUUGCACUCCAAAACAACAUCAGUCUCAGCUUGGAGGUGGGGGGCUGUAUUGCUGUGCAGGUCUGCAUGCUACAGAUUCCAAUACUGGUCUUAUUUAAUGCUUUCUAUGAUGUGGGAUUUGUGCUGCUAUUCAGUGACUUGCACCUGUGGGCCAGCAUUUUCAGUGUGAUUGUAGUCAACUACAUCUUCAUGGACGGCAAGUCUGAUUAUUUUCAGGGUACGGCUCUGGUGGUUGUCUACCUUAUCCUGCUGGCUCUGUAUUUCUUCGCUCCAUCUCCAGCAGGCUGUUGAAUGUGGAUCAGCGGUUUUCCAAUUUCUAAGCCUGGAAGAAACUGAACGUGCAAAUUCAAAACCACUCCCUCUUGGUGAUAUUAUAUCCUGAAUGGAUUAUGACUGAAUGAUCACGUAGGACUUUUAUUUUAUUUAUUUGUUUUGUAUGUUGUAUCCUGAAUUACACAACUGAUGAAACUGAACAUUUUAAUCUCAGGUAGGUACUUUUUGACUGCAUAUUACUCCUAAUACUGAAAACAGUUCAGUAGGUAAGCUAACAUACGUGACUACUUAUGCUCUAAACUGUGGUGACUGAGAGAGAAGCAGUAUUUUUAUAAUACAAAUGGAUAUUAUGAUAUAAAGACACUGCAAUAAUGGUAUUUUGUUGAAGGUACUGUUGUGAUACAUUUGUACACUUUAACUCCAAUGUAAAACUGGUACAUGUCUAUUAGAGUUAAUUGGGGUUUUUUUAUGGUUGAAAAAGUGGCAUGGCUGGCUAUGCAUUGCAAGAACAAUAAUAUCUCGCAAUACAACAUUCUGAAAAACCG